Molecule: messenger RNA, 771 nt
Organism: Suillus subaureus
Lineage: Eukaryota; Fungi; Basidiomycota; Agaricomycetes; Boletales; Suillaceae
Exons: 7
Coding region: 1-771 (256 amino acids)
Biological process (GO): nucleosome assembly
Cellular component (GO): nucleosome
Molecular function (GO): structural constituent of chromatin; DNA binding
Source: RefSeq, a predicted model, not a curated record
AUGUCUGCAAAGAAAUCCAGUGCAACGAAAUCGGCUGCUAAGAAGAGCAGGGCCUCUCCCACCCACCCAUCUUGGGUAGAUAUGAUCAAGGAGUGCAUUACUGCCAAUCCUGACGACGCUCGCGCUGGCGUCUCCCGUCCCCAGAUCAAGAAAUUCGUUGAGGAAAAAUACAACCUCGUCAUGGACAACGCUCAACUGAGUCAUUUGAGCAAGGCCAUCGCCACUGGCGCCGACAAGGGGACUUUUGUCCUCCCCAAGGGACCUUCUGGUCGGGUGAAAUUGCCUCCCAAGGCCUCAAGGGCCACUGACACCUCAGCCUCAAAGGAGAACAAGCCCGCGAAGGCUGCACCCAAGGCGGCUAAGACUGCCACUAAAGCACGUCCCGCCAAGACUGCCACUACGAAGGCUACAACCGCAAAAUCCAGUACGGCUAAGAAGCCAGCUGUGAAAGUGAAGACCGCGCCAACUGUCAGGGCCGCUGCCGCUAAGAAACCUGCCUCUCAAACUGCCGCCAAGUCUUCAGCAAUGAAAUCAGCAGCUUCCACCAAGGCAAAGGCAGUUCCUGCAAAAAAGACGAUGGCAGGCAAGAAACCUAUCCCCGUUAAGAAGACAACCUCAGCAUCUAAGCGUGGUACCGCGAAGAAGGCUGUGACUGGAACGAGCGCACCCACUAAAGCGAAGGUUGCAGCCGCUAAGAAGACCACCGCAAAGAAACCCGCAGCGAAAGCAACGGCCUCGACAACGAGCAAGAAGAAGGUCGCCAAGAAAUAG